Messenger RNA from Malurus melanocephalus (red-backed fairy wren), 2814 nucleotides. It is a transcript of the gene ID4, whose product is annotated as inhibitor of DNA binding 4. The record is from RefSeq and is a predicted model, not a curated record. Gene Ontology annotation, molecular function: transcription regulator activity; protein dimerization activity. Gene Ontology annotation, biological process: circadian regulation of gene expression; cell differentiation; negative regulation of transcription by RNA polymerase II. The transcript is spliced from 3 exons. Bases 215 to 634 code for a protein of 139 amino acids. Gene Ontology annotation, cellular component: cytoplasm; nucleus. NCBI's taxonomy places the organism in Eukaryota, Metazoa, Chordata, Aves, Passeriformes, Maluridae.
UUCGAAAGGGGCGGUUUGCGGUGCCGCUGUUGUCGCGCGGUUCCGCGAGCGCCUCUCGUUACAUCCUCGGGGCGGUCGCCGUUAACGCCAUCGAAGCUCUGCGGCCGCGCUCCGCUCCCGUUGCGGGCGGUGUGUGCGCGGCUUCCCGAGGUCGCAGCGGCAGCAGCAGGCGGCGGUGGUGGAGAGGGAGGUUUCCCUCCCUCCUUGCGGCACCAUGAAAGCCGUGAGCCCCGUCCGGCACCCCAGUCGCAAGGCGCAGCCCAGCGUGGCGGGCGGCGGCGGGGGGCACCCGGCCCUGCGGUGCCUGGCCGAGCACAGCGGCUGCAAGGGGRGCCCGCCGUCGGGCGAGGAGCCCGCGGCUCUCUGCCUGCAGUGCGAUAUGAAUGACUGUUACAGCCGCUUGAGGAAGCUGGUGCCCACCAUCCCGCCCAACAAGAGGGUCAGCAAAGUGGAGAUCCUGCAGCACGUCAUCGACUAUAUCCUCGACCUGCAGCUGGCACUGGAGACGCACCCAGCGCUGCUCCGGCAGCAGCCACCGCCGCCCGCUCUGCACCCAGGCACCUGUCCCGCGGGCACCCCCAGGACCCCGCUGACAGCCCUUAACACUGACCCGGUAAGAGGCAGGUUCUGUUAACAAGCCGGGGGACAGCAUCCUCUGCCGCUGACCGCCGCUCCCCAGGUGUGCGGCGGCGCCGCGCCGCGCAGAGGCAACGCGGGGGACGGGCGGCGGCGGGGGGGCCAGGCCCUGCCCCGCCACACCGGAGGAAGGAGCCAUCCAACCCCCCGAGCAGUUCCCAUGCUUCACCCCGGCAGAGCCAAGCCUUUUCACCAUUUUGCACGUCCGUAGCGGUCCCCCCCUCCCCGGCUCCCCAUGUCCUUUACUCCUUUCCCCUCCCAUGGUUCCGUCUCUUCUCGUCGUUCCCGGCCAGCUGUGAGCGGCGGCGUGUCCCACGGUGGCAGCGGGAAAAGUUGCGACUCUGCCCCGGGAUAGAGGACCGAGCCUAAACCAGACUUUAGAAACCUUGUAACUCUUAGGGGACCGAGCAGCCGAAUCUUGAAGCUUUACUAAUCUACCAGAGCAUUUGUAGAUAUAUUUGGCAUCUAUUGUUUAAAAUAGAUGGAUUUUAUUGGGGCCCAGGGAACUUUCUUCUCCCUGCAGGAAUGUUACAUAUUGUAUAGACAAAUGAGUGACAUUUCAUACUGUGUAUAUAUAGAGAUGUUCUAUAAGUGUGAGAAAAGUAUAUGCUUUAAUAGACUACUGUAAUUAUAAAAUAUUUUUAAUUAAAUAUUUUUUUGUAAAUAUUAUAAAGGUGUGUAUGUUUUUUUUAAUCUGUGGGAAUAUCUCUUUAGAAAACCACAGCUCAAGUAUGGAGCUGCUAAUAUGGAAAUAUCUUGAAUGUUUAGGACUUCUUUUGUCCCCAAAUGUCCUUUAGACUCGAAAGUUGCAGCUAAGUGGUCCUGCAUGAUUGCAUGAGAUGUCUAAUUGCAAAUAAACUUGUUUGGAGUCUAUACAACGUGUCUUCCUCAACCUAGACUUAAAAUGUUUGUAAGUGUAUUAUACAUUUCGAGACUACACUUUUGUCGUUUAGGCACAGGGAUUUUUAGUGUGUUCUGUAAAAGUAGCAGUAAGAUGUAGUGUUUUUUACUGACAAUAGAAAAAUUCUUAUCUAGUUUUUUUGCAUUACGGGGGCAAUGCUUUAKAUCUCUGAUCAGUCUUUUAUUUAAAAAUCUGCUGUUGAAUUAGAUCAAGAAAUUUGUUCAGGAACUUCAUUUAGCACCAAAAGGUUUUAUGGCAAAUUUGUGUUCCUACUGCUUAUUAAUUGCUUAAAAACUGAACACAGUUCUCUGCUUGCAACCAAAGGGCAAACCAUUAACAAAAACAGUUGUUGUUUCCUUCGUCCAAAGAGUAUUAAUAGCAAACUGCAGAAAGGCACAUGGGCAAAGUCAUUAUGAUCAGUGAUGUAAAUUCAUCUUAAAAUGAACUUAAGUAAACCAAAAAUCGGAUAACUGCGUCAAGAUUAUUUUUCUAGUACAAAAUGACUUACAUUUCACUGCAGCUAUGUUACAGUUAAAAUCCUGUUUAAUCUCUGUGAUGUGUAACUACUACAUGUGAACAUUAAACUAGAUUUACUUGUCUUUAACUGUGAUUCUUCAGCUUAUUUCUUCAAUCCUCUGAAUUUGCACAUUCUGUUCACUAUUUGUACAUAACAUUUGAUGGGCGAGUUAUUUUUACAGCAAGCUCUUGUACAGUCAAGUCCUGCUGGCUGUAAACUUGUGUCCAGGCUCAGUGAAAGAUACUCAUCUUGUGUGAUCAGUAGCCUGCRCACUAGUGAAAUGGGAUUUUCAGAGUGGGAGAAUUGAGUAGGAUUUAAUUGGGUGCUUUGUAAAGAGCUAGCCAACUGUAUGUGUAACAUGGUCUGUUUGACUAAAAAAGAGGAUUUGUUUCAGAUUAUACAAGUAUCAAAAGUACCAUAACCCAAGGGAGGACUUCUAUUAAGUUAAAUAUUUAUAGGGAAAUUAAAUAUGGGGGUCAUUAGGUAUUGACUACAGUGAUAGUGUCAACAAGAUGAACACUUUAUCAAAAUAAUUGUGUAAAGACCAAAUCAAAAAGUGGCUAGCACAUCUGCAGACAAGGCCUCCCUGUCACUGUAAAGGUUUUAAACGCACAGGCUUUUUACAGGCUGAGCCAGGACUUCGGGGAUGGGGAGUGGGUCCCUGCAUCCCCCCAGCUUUGCUGUUGCYAUUUUAGUAAUUUAAUGAGCAAAAUACAUGUUCUUGUAAAAUUAAGUUUCAGACUUCUAAUCCUGAAUCUCC